AGUCAGCAGCAGGGAUGGACCUGGUGGCUGGGACCCAGCGGGGAGAUGGACAUGGCUCUGCCCAGCCUGGGGCCAGGGGUGCCUAGGCAGUGCCUGGGGUGACCGGUGUCCACCCCUCCAUCCAUCCAUCCAUUCAUCCAUCCAUCCCUCCUCCAUCCCUCCCUGCAUCCCUCCAUCCAUCCCCCGCCUGCAGGGGAUGGGGAAGCCGACGCCUGCUGGGGACUGCAGUGGGUAGCACAUCCCAGGCGCCAGGGCUGGGCUGGGCGGCUGCAGUAACCUGGCAGCUUCUGGCUCCCGUGGGCACGUGAAGCCGGGACUUGGGUGGCUUUGUCUGCCGGGGAGAAGGGGAGGGCGUCGCGGAUGCCCCAGCCUCUGGGAGUCCAGGCAGCAGGAGCUGCAGAGCCGGGGACCCCGUAAGGGAGGGACAGGACCCGGCGUGGAGCCCCCUGUCAAGCACGGCACCAUGGCUGAGAAGGGCCUGGACCCCGCGUGCGUCUCCAUCGCCCUGGAGGACACGGUGUGCCACACUGGCGCCCAGGAUGCCCCGCUCCUUACCACCCACCUGAAGAAGGUGGAGAACCACAUCACGGAGGCCCAGCGCUUCUCGCACCUGCCCAAACGCUCGGCCGUGGACAUCGAGUUCAUCGACCUGUCCUACUCCGUCCGCGAGGGCUCCUGGUGGAAGAAGAGAGGAUACAAGACGCUGUUGAAAUGCCUAAGUGGGAAGUUUUGCAGGCGUGAACUCAUCGGGAUCAUGGGUCCCUCGGGCGCCGGGAAGUCCACGCUCAUGAAUAUCCUGGCUGGGUACAGGGAGACAGGGAUGAAGGGGCAGAUCCUGGUGAACGGGCGGCCGCGGGACCUGCGCACCUUCCGCAAGAUGUCCUGCUACAUCAUGCAGGACGACAUGCUGCUGCCCCACCUCACCGUGCUGGAGGCCAUGAUGGUCUCUGCUAACCUGAAGCUGAGCGAGAAGCAAGAGGUGAAGAAGGAGCUGGUGAACGAGAUCCUGACAGCGCUGGGGCUGCUGGAGUGCUCCUACACCCGCACCAUGUCGCUGUCCGGGGGCCAGUGCAAGCGCCUCGCCAUUGCCCUCGAGCUCGUAAACAACCCCCCGGUCAUGUUCUUCGAUGAGCCCACCAGCGGCCUGGACAGCGCCUCCUGCUUCCAGGUGGUCUCCCUCAUGCGGUCCCUGGCCCAGGGCGGCCGCACCAUCAUCUGCACCAUCCACCAGCCCAGCGCCAAGCUCUUUGAGAUGUUUGACAAGCUCUACAUCCUGAGCCAGGGCCAGUGCAUCUUCAAGGGGGUGGUGACCAACCUCAUCCCAUACCUGAAGGGGCUGGGCCUGUACUGUCCCACCUACCACAACCCUGCCGACUUCAUUAUUGAGGUGGCCUCGGGCGAGUACGGAGACCUCAACCCCGUCCUGUUCCGCGCCGUCCAGAAUGGGAUGUGCACCAUGGUCGAGAAGAAGAGCAGCCCCGACAAGAACGAUCCCUCGUGCCCGGCCCACUGCCUGACGGACGUGGAUCACAUCGAGAGCCACACGUUCGCCACCAGCACCACGACCCAGUUCUGCAUCCUCUUCAAGCGAACCUUCAUGUGCAUCCUGAGAGACACCGUCCUGACGCACCUGCGCUUCAUGUCGCACGUCUGCAUUGGGGUGCUCAUCGGGCUGCUCUACCUGCACAUCGGCAACGAUGCCAGCAAGGUCUUCAACAACACCGGCUUCCUCUUCUUCUCCAUGCUCUUCCUCAUGUUUGCUGCGCUGAUGCCCACCGUCCUCACCUUCCCCCUGGAGAUGUCCGUGUUCCUGAGAGAGCACCUCAACUACUGGUACAGCCUGAAGGCCUAUUACCUGGCCAAAACCAUGGCGGAUGUGCCCUUCCAGGUGAUUUGCCCCAUCACCUACUGCAGCAUCGUGUACUGGAUGACGGGCCAGCCCCCCGAGGCCACGCGCUUCCUCCUCUUCUCUGCCCUGGCCACCUCCACCGCCCUGGUGGCCCAGUCCCUGGGGCUCCUCAUUGGAGCUGCCUCCACCUCCUUGCAGGUGGCCACAUUCGUGGGGCCGGUCACUGCCAUCCCCGUCCUGCUCUUCUCAGGCUUCUUCGUCAGCUUCAAGACCAUCCCCACGUACCUGCAGUGGAGCUCCUACGUCUCCUACGUCAGGUAUGGCUUUGAGGGCGUCAUCCUCACCAUUUAUGCCAUGGGGCGUGAGGAUCUGGAGUGCCAGGAGGAUUUCUGCCCCUUCAAGGAACCCGCCCGCAUCCUGCAGGAGCUGGAUGUCGAGGAGGCCAAGCUCUACCUGGACUUCAUUGUCCUGGGCAUCUUCUUCCUUGUCCUGCGGCUCCUGGCGUACUUGGUGCUCCGCUACAAGGUGAAGUCGGAGAGAUAAAGGGUCCCUGGGCCGGACGCCUUCCCUAGACCGGAGCUGCCGCGGCACGGACAAUCCCGCUGGACAUGGUCCCUGCGGUUGGGCUGGUGCCGCCCGGCCCGGCACAGUCGAGAAGGAUUUUGCAACGUCUCGGAACUGUUUUAACCUUUCCACGCGCCUCAUCGCCGAAGUUUUGUACAGAUCUGGAAUGCGUCAUGCCCCUCCCCUGCCCCCCGGCCAUGGAUUUGGGAUCCCUUCCUCACGCCGGCCCUCUCUCUCCACCCACCACCUUAGGACCCCAGGACUGGACCCACAGGAGCCAGCUAUGUUCAAAGCCUGAUGAGAGCAAGAGAACAGAUCCCCAAAGCUUUGCUGCUGGAGGGAGGGGGUUGUGCAUCUGUGAACCCCCCUGGAGGGGGCCGUGGUGGCCAGGCCGCCCCCCACGAAGCACAGUUUUGUAGUGCAGUGUGUCGUGCCGUCGUUGACCUGCCUGCUUGUCGCUGUCCAGCCGCAUGUGUGCCUGUGUGCUGAAGAAGAUGGACAACCCUGCAGACUCCGUUGCCCAAGGCUUUUGUGAUUGCUGUUAGCGUAGCACCAAGACGCUGCCCCCCCCCCCCCCCCCAUCUGUUUGGUUUUGUAAAAGUCCCUUUUUUCUUAAGAAAAACCUGAAACCAAAUGAAACCCCAGCAUCCCGUCAUACGGGGGGCUAGGCAGAAGAAGGCUUGGGGGUCCCUUCCCUUGGCCGGCUUGGAAAAGGGCAGUGGGAAGGAUGCUCCUGGGUCAGGACUCCCAGCUGCGGCAUUGGCAGGAUCUGACGGGAGCAGAACCGUUUCAGGGCUACGAUUUGGGGAGGGGUCGGGGGGGAGGGGUUGUCUCCCCCCUGCUCCCUGCUGGGGCUGCACGUCCCCACUGGGCUGUGACUGGAGAGAGUGGAGCUGACCAGCACCGCGGUGGAACGGACCGGCUGCCCCCUGCAAAAGCAAGCACGUCGCAAUGAACGUUGCAGGGAUCGGGCGCCGCUGUGCUAGUGCCAGGGGACUGCCAAGGGGCUGCAUCACUGCUGCUUCACACCAGCGCGAGAUGAGAAUCAGCCCUCACCCGUGAGAAGAGCGUCUGGGCCGGAUUCCCCCCGGCCCCAGCACUUCACACCCCUGCUUGCUCCUGUGCCCCCCGGCCAGCCCCCAGCUGGGACACGCAGGUGUGGUCCCGUCCCCACCAGGGCCGUGAUGCUGAAUCAGCUGGUCAGGAGUAGGUCCUGGUGCUUCGGACUCAGGAUGGGACCCAGACUGGAGAUGCUGCUGCGGAAACCUUGGAGCAGGGGGAGCUCAGGGGGCAGGAGAAACGAUUGCUUUGGUGGAGGUUUCCCGGUGCCCCGAGCUUGCCGUGUGAAGGCCAUGUCUGGUACAGAGCAUCUUUGAGCUGCUCAGAGCACGUCAACCUCUGGUGAUGGAGCCCUCGCUCUGCUGAGAGCUGGUCUCAUCCUGCCCACUGAGCAGGGCCUGCUGUGGUCAGUGUUUGCAUAGGAGACCAUGGCAUGGCCGGGGGUGGGGGGUAGCCCAUGGCUUCCUGUUUCAGUGCAGCCAAAGAGUUGUCUUUCAGAUGAAUGUUGAAGCUGAAGCCCUGUGGCUUGAUAGCCAGGGUGUCGGGGUUGGGACCGUGGCCUGAUUCCAGCUCAGGUGGCCCCAUUCUGCCAUGCUGUAAUCCCUGCUGGCUUGCCAGGAGGCAGGGGCCCUGUGCCAGUUGGCUAGUAUGCUGAGGCCCUUGUUUUAACCAUGCAAGACCUGGGCAGUCAGGAAAGCACCGCAGGUCCAGGGCUCAGGGGGGUUGAGUGGGACGAGGGCCACGGGACGGGGUUGGGGGGCACCUGGGCAGAGCUGUCGUAUGUGCCCGCAGAGCCGUUCCCUCUGGCCUGCCCGGCCCCUGGUGGGCCAGGGCAUUUGGGUGCGUGGCCUGGUGCAGGAUCCGGGGCUAUGGGACCCUGCUGGUUGGUGGUGGCAGGGUGCAAGCGAGGGCUGUGCUAACACUUGCCUCAGGCCACUUGGCCCACGGCCACUUCCCUUCUGCUUCCAUCACUGGCCCCGUCUCUGCCACCACCAGGUGCGGAUCCAGCUCUAGAUCCAGCCCAAACCAUGGGGUGAGUUUGAGCCCCCUGGACAUGAGGAAUAGCUGCUAAGAGCCAUCUCAUGGCCUCCAAGGGAUUUGUGCUGCCCAAGAGGAGCCAACAUGGCCUGGGGUCCCAUGAGACUGGCCCAUGCCCCCCUACCCUGCUUUACUCUGCAGCAUUGGUUCUGGUCCCAGCUCCCUGGCUGCCGUAUGGGCCACGCUGCUCUUUGCGGAUCACAAUCCCAGCACUCAAAUGCAAGUAACGGAGCAUGUUUGCACUGAGCCUGAGUUACGGCUCAAGGAGCCUGGCAGAGCUGCCCUGCCCCUGGGCCCAUGGACCAGGCCACAGUGCCCUUGGGUCCUCCGGGUGCCUGGCUCUACUCCUGGCGGCUGGGGUGCACUGAGUGCAGGGGAGCAUGCUCUCAGGGGAGCUCGCUGCCCUGUGGCACGUGGCUUGUGCCCUUCUGGUGGGGGGUGAGGAGGGGACACACUGCCCAACCUGCUGUCCACAGCAAUAAUGCCAGCUGCCUGCAGCUCGUGGCCUGGCAGGCAGGUGGGUCCUGCCUCUCCUUCCUCAGUUGAGUCCAAAACCUAAGCAACCAAAGCGCUGUGCCCCCACACCACGAGGUCUGACCUGGGGCUCCUGCAGGUGUGGCUAGUGACAGUGGGCCAGCUCCAGCCAUGGCCGGGAGUGUCCUGUGGGGCGCAGAUGUCACGGGUGACUCUUGGGGGGUGAUGCAAAGCUGAGGGUCAGGGAGCAGCAUCUACUCCCUGCCCAAGACAAUCCUGUGCAUCUCCUUUGGUUAUGGAAGAGGAGAGGUGUGGAUCAGGGAGGGUUGGCGCCCGCCAGCCCGCUCCAGCCACCCAGCCCAUCCAUCUCCGCCAGGCACUGCUCUUUCCCCCGCAGCAGCACGCGUGAUCUUCGCUGUGGCUGCAGGGGCAAGAGUGGCCUGUUUUUAAUGGUGUCACCCCUGGGAUGGCUCCUUCUCCCUGCCAGGGCAGGUGUGGCCUCUCCUGUGAGCACCCCUUUCUCCUCCAACCCUGCCGCUACACACACAACCAGGUACCGCCUUGCACGUCCUCCUCCAUGAUGGGAGGGGUCACAAUCAACCCGCUGGUGCUAACGUGGCUCGGUGCAGCCGAAGGGCAGCCGGUUCCACGGAGCGGGCGGCUGGGGCCCCGUGCGGGGCGUACGUGUGUGUGCGCGUGCAUGUGUGUGUGUGUGUCCGUGCCCAGCAUCCCACGAUCAGGCAAUAAGCAAUGUUUCGUUUUCUGCGUGCAGUGUUCGUGGAGGUGGGUCCUUUGGCUUGUUCCCAUGCCCCGUGCCUCCCCCCUUGCUUUCCCAGUGGCCUCCCAGUGUGUGGGUAGGGAAGGGCAGGCGCAGGGAGCGUGUGUGCAUGCAGCACGGGAAGGGACAGGCUAGUGGCUCCCACACUUGGGUCUGUCCACGCUGGCAACCCAUGGCAAGCAACCACAGACAGCAUCAUCCCUGCCCUUCCCUCCUUGAAGUGUGGUGAGAAGGUGCAGGGCAUCUGCAAGGGAGGUGCUGGCAUGGCCUGUUGGCCCCGGGGCUAGAGAAUGAGAGCCGCAGUGCAGGCCCCUGGGCUGGGGCAACAGGCCAAAACCAGUGCAUCAGAUGUGGGCCCUGGCAUUGCCCGGCAGCCUCUCCACUUCCUCGCUGCUGCUGCUGCCAGGUGCCAACAGGGCUUUGCCAGUAGUCAUAUCAGCCUGGGACACAGCGAUGGCUGCUGCAGCCGCCCAGCACAUCACGAAGCCGCAGCCUCAAACUUCAUGGAGAACAACCAGCCAGUGAGUCCCUGCCCACUGGGAGCUUCCCGGGCAGCUGGGCUCUGCUUUGUUGGUGUGUCACUGCGUGUCCAAGGGGCGGUGCCAGGUGAAAGGGUUCUGCUGAAUGCACAUGCAUGUGCACGUGCAUGCGGGUCCCUGGGUUUCCAGACUUCUAGCUGGCUUCCUAGGGGAGAUUUUGCCAGGGGAAGGUUUUUGCCCCAGCCCAGGCCGGAGGGCUGCAGGAGUGGCUGCCCAGGGAGGUAUUUGCAGUUGAUGUCAGUGUUAUUGGGAUGCCAGCUGUGCUCAUCGGGUUUCACACCUCAAUAAAACCUAUAUUUAUACUGUA
This is a messenger RNA of Alligator mississippiensis (American alligator), 6608 nucleotides long. RefSeq names its product ATP binding cassette subfamily G member 4 (gene ABCG4). Gene Ontology annotation, molecular function: ABC-type transporter activity; ATP hydrolysis activity; ATP binding. The transcript has 15 exons. The record is from RefSeq and is a predicted model, not a curated record. Gene Ontology annotation, cellular component: plasma membrane. The coding region runs from base 464 to 2392 and encodes 642 amino acids. Lineage: Eukaryota; Metazoa; Chordata; Crocodylia; Alligatoridae.